AUGGGCAGUAAAGCGUCCAAGUCAAAGUCCUCAAAGGGAGGCCACAAGGUAGCAGGCAGUAGUGAUAGUGCCGCGUCCAGUGCUGGCGCUCGUGGCGAGGUGGACCAGUUGGUGGCCAUUGCUAAUAACUUUAAUCAGCACUACAAAGAGCAACUGGAACAGCAACGACAUGUUCAGCAACAGCAGCAGCAGCAGCAACAACAACAACAGUUGCAACAGCAUUCGGCGUACAUAGCCUCUCACCACGGUGCCCCACAGUCCUCGCAGCAGCACCAGCAGCACGGCGUACCGCCUAGCUUUGUCAUCCGCAACCAGACGACAAUCUCGGGCAGCGCCUUUCAACCGGUUCACCAGUCUGCUCAGCAAUCAGGUCAUCACCAGUCGGCUAAGUCCUAUGAGCCUGCUGCACUGCCCAGCUCCAGAUCAUUCGACUCGAACGAGAUCCGCCGAUUCAAUGCCGCCGUCGCCGCCUCUGCAGCUGCUAAUCAAUCAAGUAAGUUGGGUGUGCUUAUGAAAUAUUCAUCGCCGGGCGAAUUGCAAGUUUUCUUUUUUUUGCCUGCUUGCCUGCCUGUCUGUUUUCCUUGCCAGCAAACUGCCUUCAUGAACUGA
Rhagoletis zephyria (snowberry fruit fly) is the source of this 609-nucleotide messenger RNA. The record is from RefSeq and is a predicted model, not a curated record. Lineage: Eukaryota; Metazoa; Arthropoda; Insecta; Diptera; Tephritidae.